UUGAUUCUUUUAUAAUUUUUGUAGGCUAAAACUGAAAUCUAAAGGUCACUGAUAUUUUCGAAUAUACCAACUAUGAUGUUGAUGUAGUGGCUCAACUUGAUUACAAACUGAAGCCUGAGUCUGUGAGACUGUGAGUUUUUGAGAGAGGCUUUGGUGUUAUUUUUUCAAGGUCAAUAAUGCCAUUGUUUGGAAACAAAUUUAGUCCAAAGAAGACUUCACCUAGGAAGUCCACAUCCCUGUCAAACUUGACUUUAGAUCAAACAGAAAAACCAGUAGAGUUUGGGUUGGACUACGGACCUAUCAAAGUGAAACUAGGACAUAACGAAGUUGCAUUUGAAGAUGGACAGUGGAUUUCAGCUAAUGGUGGAAGUGGUGUCAGCAACAAAGAAUUUAUUAAAAUGAAGAAACAAAACCAGCAACUCACAGAAGAAAAUAAUUUACUGAAAAUUAAGUUGGAAAUACUUUUAGAUAUGCUGUCAGAAACAACAGCAGAGGCACAUUUACAAGAGAAUGAAAUAGAAGAACUAAGAGCUUUGACAAAGAAAUCAGGAAAGAGAAAAGGUGGAACUGGUUAAGGUCUUAUGAAGGAUGAAAAUAAUUCCAGAAGUGCUUUUAUCUAUCAAACAUUGCAAUGUGUUUCAUAGAGUGGGGUGAUGACAUGCCACCAGUACACCACUGAGAUGAGCUGUUAUGUUUUCAUAAACUAUAUGAACCAAAUAGGAUGAAAACAAAUCACAUCCUUAUGAUUGAUAUAUCCUGGAAUUGGAUUUGAUGCUGCUGCCAUGGCUACAUGUACCACAGUGUUGCUAGGCACUGUUAUCAAUACCCUGUGAUGCUUGGGUUGGUGCCAGUGCCAUUGCUGAUGUCAGAAAUGUAGUGCAGAUGAAGCAAGACAAACAUCUGUAUCUGAUGGCUUACCACUUUCUGUCAAGAGGGAAUUUAGUGAAUAAUAAUGAUAAAGAAUUGUAAAUUGACACUGUUUCAUAAAAAUGCAUUUUGCAAUAUCUGUUAAAAAGGUAAUUUUUCCAGCAUAUGUAUAUCAUUUUGAGUACACGGAGAUUUCUUUUCAGUGAUGAGAAAUAGUGUUAAGUCCAGGACUUGAAAUAAUCUUUCAUUUCUUUUCAUUAGAAAUAUCUUUUGAAUAAUUGUUGUAAUAAUUAUUAUUUUGAUAUUAAA
Lingula anatina is the source of this 1176-nucleotide messenger RNA. RefSeq names its product protein chibby homolog 1. The record is from RefSeq and is a predicted model, not a curated record. Lineage: Eukaryota; Metazoa; Brachiopoda; Lingulata; Lingulida; Lingulidae.